Messenger RNA from Parnassius mnemosyne (clouded apollo), 1779 nucleotides. Lineage: Eukaryota; Metazoa; Arthropoda; Insecta; Lepidoptera; Papilionidae. The record is from the annotation of a GenBank genome assembly.
AUGCCGCGACAAUAUAAGCCUGACCCUAGAGGCAGACGAUACAAAAAAUAUGAUGAGGAGGUGCUCAACGCAGCUAUUCACGAAUACCAAAGAACAAAAAAUAAACCAACAGUGUCAUUAAAAACAGUAGCUGAUAAAUAUGGCAUUAAUAAAUCUGUCUUAUACAAGCACUGCACUAAAACUAUGAAAAAACAGGGGGGGCAGACAGUUUUUUCAUUGGAAGUGGAGAAACACAUGAUCAAAUAUAUCAAUAUCUGUGCUGAUUGGGGGUAUCCUCUUGAUUCUUUGGAUUUUAGAUAUUUUAUUAAAAAUUACCUAGAGAAAAUAGGAAGAACUGUUUUAAAAUUUAAAGACAAUUUACCCGGUCCUGACUUUUUAGCAAAUUUUCUUAAGCGUCAUAAAAAUGAAAUCACACAGAGAAAUUGCCAAAAUAUUAAAAGAAACAGGGCAGAAGUAUCUCCUGAGUCUAUCAAAGAUUAUUUCAAAGAAUUAGAAACCUCUCUGUCUGGUAUUGAUCCUAAAAAUUUAAUAAACUACGAUGAGACAAACUUAUGUGAUGACCCAGGCCGAAAAAAAAUAUUAACCAAACGUGGAACGAAAUACCCAGAAAGAGUCAUGAACCACUCGAAAGCUUCUGUGUCCAUCAUGAUGUCUGCGACAGCUGCUGGAGACAUACUGCCCCCCUACGUGGUUUACAAGGCCCAAAAUCUUUACGACACCUGGACUGAAAACGGGCCACCUAGUACCCGGUACAAUCGUUCUCAAAGUGGGUGGUUCGACGCCAACAUUUUUGAAGACUGGAUUAAAACUAUUAUUCUGCCGUAUUUCAGGGGAAAAGAAGGAAAAAAAUGUUUGAUCGGGGAUAAUCUGUCCUCACAUCUAUCGAUCGACGUAAUACAAAUGUGCCAAGAGGAGAAUAUAUGUUUCGUGUUUUUACCAUCUAAUAGCACUCAUUUAACCCAGCCCUUAGAUGUGGCUUACUUUAGACCAAUGAAAAUUGCAUGGCGUAAUAUUCUUCUAGAAUGGAAGAAAAAAGAUGGUAAAAAAGAAUCUUGUGUUCCAAAGGGAUGUUUCCCAAAACUUUUAAAAAAGCUUAUGGAAGAAUUACAUAAAAAUGCAAAAAACAAUAUAUUGACUGGUUUCCGAAAAACAGGAAUUAAUCCUAUCGAUCAAAACCAGGUGUUAAACAGAUUGCCAGUUGAAGAUUGUGAAGAAGAAGUGGAAAAAUCAAUUUUGGACUUACUUAAGGAGCUACGCUAUGGAACCACGACCGUCAAGCAAUCUACAAGGAAAAGGAAGUUAAAUGUGAUUGCUGGGAGAAGUGUUGGGGAUGGAACUGAAGGUAAAAAUUCUAGGGAUUAUGAUGAAAUUGAAGAUUAUGUGGAUUCUGAAGAAGGAGAUGUAAAAAAUAAAAAACGGAAAGAGGCUAAUAUAAGUACUGAAAUCUCUAAAAAAGGAAAGGGAAAAGGAAAAAAGUCCAAUAAACAAAAUGAAAAUAAUAAUAAAGAGAAUGUAAUCGAUCAAAAUGAAAAAAAUACUGAAGAGACGGUUGAAGAUUAUGUUGAUUCUGAAGACGGAGAUUGUAAAAAUAAAAAACAGAAAGAGGCUAAUAAAGGUACUGAGGUAUCUAAAAAAGGAAAGGGAAAAGCGAAAAAGUCCAAUAAACAAAAUGUAAAUAAUGCUAAAGAGAAUGUAAUUGAUCAAAAUGAACAAACUACUGAAGAGACGGGAAAUAAUGAAGAAAAUGAAAAAAAAUAUGAAAAUGUCACAUUAGACUGA